Messenger RNA from Patiria miniata (bat star), 685 nucleotides. RefSeq lists its product as uncharacterized. The record is from RefSeq and is a predicted model, not a curated record. The transcript is spliced from 5 exons. Bases 84 to 386 code for a protein of 100 amino acids. NCBI's taxonomy places the organism in Eukaryota, Metazoa, Echinodermata, Asteroidea, Valvatida, Asterinidae.
CCGCCGUGCACCCCGCACUGAGGUCUGUCAUUGUAGAACGAUCGUCCCUUUUAAAGAGUGACCUGAGGUUAAACUUGGUGAACAUGAUGAAGCAGGGAGUUCUCAUCAUAUUCCUGUUGAUGGUGCUUCUGCUACCCAGUCCUGGUGAAUGCUUUUCAAGAAGACGAAGACGCCGACCACCUGUGUCAGCCCCAAAGCCAGCAACAUCUGAUACUCGGAGCUAUAUGAUGUUUGGCACUGGUGGCGCUUUCCUCGUGGUAGUCGUUCUUGCUGUGGGUGGUGUCUGCUGGCGGAAGCGGACCAAGCAACUCCCUACUACUGCACCGACUCCCAACAACGAGAGUGCCGAGAUGGCGGGCGACGAUGAACCUGGUCCCGAGAUGUGAACGGCGGCAGAUUUGGACAGGGAUCGAGCGAGCCUCAUAAUUCCCCGGAAACCGGCUCUUGUGUUACUUGAUAAUGAUUUUAUGUUAUUGGCUCUUUGUUUAUUUUGCACACAAGCAGCUAUAGGCCUAGUAUUCGUCUCUAUAAUGUCUCUUCUCUGUCUUUGAAUUGAUAUUUUCGUCCGUAGUUGAUAUUUUCUUUUUUCCCUGGAACAUUUUUCUUACGAAACGAUAAAUAUUAGAUCGUUAAAAUUUCAUACCCCUUUUUUCUUCCAAAAAUGAUUUCCCCCCCCCCCCCCUCU